ACCACUCUGGCUGCGAAUAUACCUUUGUGCGUCGGCAGUAUAUUAUUGUGAAGGCAGUUGUUUCGUUGUCGAACCUGAUAUAACUGCACGCCGUUGGAAUGAUAACACCUUUCCUGAUGACAGGACACAAGGCUUUCGCAAUGAUUUUUAUGCCACCAGUCAUUCGGUGUCGGAUUAUGUUUUCUGUUUGAGAGGAUGGAUUUAUGGUGCUACAAAAACAUGUCCACGUAGAGUACCAAAAGGAUUCAAUCAAUUCGCUGUAAAUGAACAACAGAAUCCAGUCUGACCUGAGAGCAGAUAUCCUGUUAACUUGGCAGUGUAAAUGUAAUAUGCAAUUGUGAAUACCACUUUGGAAGAGGCAGUAUACAAUAGUUGGCACCCGUGUGUAUCCAAACAAACAAUAAAUACAGUUUUGCAGUAAAAGUUGUUGGUACAGUGUGCAAGCUAGUUACAAGUGAAACAUGGAAGCAAAUGGUAAUGUAUGUUUGAGAUGGAACAACCACCAGAGUACAGUAGUUUCUGUCUUUGAAACCCUUUUAGACAGCGGAACACUUGUCGACUGCACUAUCGCAGCCGAAGGUCGUUGCUUGAAAGCUCACCGAGUGAUCCUCUCAUCGUGUAGCCCUUUCUUUGCACUGUUGUUCAGCCAGCACUAUGAGAAACACCCGAUAGUUGUACUGAAAGACAUCAGAUUUCAGGAACUGAGAGCUGUGGUGGAUUACAUGUACCGUGGUGAGGUCAACAUUUCCCAGGAUCAACUGGGAGGUCUCCUGCAGGCGGCAAAGUUGCUGCAAAUAAAAGGCUUGUCAGACAGUGGUGAGAGUAGAGUAGAUGGGAAGGUGGAAGUGGACAAAACUAAGGAAAUGUGCUCUUCAGUCCUACAGAGUGGUGCAGCAGUUGAGCAAUCUGCAGAACCUGCAACAGUCACUCAGUUCCCACCAGACACAGAGGUAGUUGAUCUAUCAGAUGACAGUUUACCAUCUCCUGACACACAGGAAACUCUCAGUACAAAAGAAAAAAAUACGUCACCAAUCGAUUGUGCUCUCAGGGCUUCGCACAGUUUAUCUGCUCGCCACGAGAACAAAAUUGGGAAUAGUUCUUCUGCAGCCGAAAAUCACCUGAGCACUCUACACGGCACAUCCAAUGAACCACAGGUUAGUUCAACGAUUUCAGCACAUGCUUUAACACCGUUGACUUCUGCAGCAUUUCCAAAGUCCGUGCUGGAAAAUAACUUGCCAGAUGUUCCAGAGAACAAGACUGAUAGAAUAAAAUGUGAAAAUACUCUACUGCCAAAAGCAGCUUCAGAACAGACAGCAGUCACAUUAAAAGGUCCUCUCCAGAAACCAGGAACACUUACAGAAACACCAGUUAAAAGUGAAAGUGAGUUAAUGGACACUGACGACAACUUUGCUGACGAUGUUUCACGUAAUUUUACAUUUAAUGAUGUGGACUGUGCAGCGCACCGAGAACAGCAGUCACCUAGUGACAGGGCGAACUUUCUCAGUGAGGGAAUGAGUAUUGAAAGUGUGGUCGACUGGACGUGUGACAUUUAUUCGGGUCUCCCCCAGUCAAAACGACCUUGUUUCUCUAGGUGCAGAGUUUGUGGCAAGGUGUACAAGUACAACAGGAAUUUAACAAAACAUUUAAAAUAUGAAUGUGGGAAAGAACCACAGUUUUGUUGUCCAUACUGUCCAGCAAGGUAUACUCAGAAUGGAACACUGAGGAAGCACCUCGAAAAACAUCAUCAAAGUAGUGAGAGUGUCAAGUAAUUUUUUUUUUAAAAAAAAAAGAGGUGGAUAAUUUUCCCCCGAUACCAGUACAAAUGUGCUUCCAAAAGUCUCACAGUGUGUAAGUGAACAAGUAGUUUGAUAAUACUGUCUCAAACAUCAAUGUUGCUCCGCAAUUACAUUCAAACCUUUAAUGUCUGCAUGCAGAAAACAGUGUUAAAGUUAGAAGUUUAUUAGAAUUGAGACCAGGAGGAAAUCAUAUACUGUUGUCAGAAGUUAUCGUUUGUUUUCAGGCAAAGAGAAUACACAUAUUAUCAUAAUAAUGAUAUAGUGGUGAUGCGAGAUGACUGGAAACAAAUGUGCAGGCCAUAUCUGCAGAAUGAUUAAAGUGUUUUCGAUGAA
Messenger RNA from Schistocerca nitens (vagrant locust), 2129 nucleotides. RefSeq names its product longitudinals lacking protein-like. Gene Ontology annotation, molecular function: protein binding. The transcript is spliced from 2 exons. NCBI's taxonomy places the organism in Eukaryota, Metazoa, Arthropoda, Insecta, Orthoptera, Acrididae. Gene Ontology annotation, biological process: regulation of transcription by RNA polymerase II. The record is from RefSeq and is a predicted model, not a curated record. Gene Ontology annotation, cellular component: nucleus. The coding region runs from base 462 to 1769 and encodes 435 amino acids.